Molecule: messenger RNA, 1622 nt
Organism: Punica granatum (pomegranate)
Lineage: Eukaryota; Viridiplantae; Streptophyta; Magnoliopsida; Myrtales; Lythraceae
Source: RefSeq, a predicted model, not a curated record
UGUAGUUUCCCCCUCCGCGGUGAAUCAAAAAAACACUGAGCUUGAUCGCAAAAGCACACUUAGCUCUUUCUCUCUCUCACUCACUCACUCUCUCUCUCUCUCUCUCUCUAAGACUCUAACGCGCACACACACAGUCUCACUGUUCAUAGGGUUUUCUGGCGUCUCCGAGCUCCGUCCUGCCAUGGCUUCCUCGUCCUCGGAGCCGGGGAUGAAGUCCGAAGCUGGCGGCGGGGAGGCGGCGCCGCCGAAUGAUCAGCUGCUGCUGUACAGAGGACUGAAGAAGGCGAAGAAGGAGAGAGGAUGCACGGCCAAGGAGCGCAUCAGCAAGAUGCCUCCCUGUGCUGCUGGCAAACGCAGUUCCAUCUACAGAGGCGUCACCAGGCAUAGAUGGACUGGUCGGUAUGAAGCUCAUCUUUGGGACAAGAGCACUUGGAACCAGAAUCAGAACAAGAAAGGAAAGCAAGUUUAUUUAGGUGCCUAUGAUGAUGAGGAGGCUGCAGCUCGAGCAUAUGACCUUGCUGCAUUGAAGUAUUGGGGCCCAGGGACGCUCAUCAAUUUUCCAGUUACUGAUUAUACGAGAGAUCUGGAAGAAAUGCAAAAUGUGACAAGAGAGGAGUACCUUGCAUCGCUUCGAAGAAAGAGCAGCGGUUUCUCAAGGGGAAUUUCAAAGUACCGAGGACUCUCCAGCCGAUGGGAGUCAUCAUUUGGCCGAAUUGGUGGAACAGAAUAUCUCAACAGCGCGCACUAUGGUACAAGUGAAGAUCCAGCAAUAGAUAGUGACUUUCCGGGCGGUUUUUGCAUUGAUAGGAAGAUUGAUCUGACAAGUUACAUCAAGUGGUGGGGACCCAAUAGAGCACGUCAAGUUGAUUCUACAUCGAAGUCAUAUGAAGAAACAAAACAAGGUCCAUCUGAGGACAGUACUGAUGAACUUAAAACAUCACAAUGGGCAGCUCAGCAUACUGAACCAUACCAGAUGCCCCGUCUGGGAACAAACCAUGAGGGAAAAAAGCCAAAAAGCUUAGCCUCAUCUGCCCUUGGCAUCUUAACGCAGUCAGCCGCCUUCAAGAGCCUGCAAGAGAAAACAAUGAAAAAGCAAGAAAGUGAGAAUGAUAAUGACGAGAACGAGAACAAGAAUACUAUCAACAGAAUGGACUACGGAAAGGCAGUUGAGAAACCAACGGCACAUGAUGGUGCCGGGGAGAGACAUGGAGUUUCGAUCGGGACGAGUGGGGGAUUGUCUCUCCAGAGAAAUGUUUAUCCCUUAACAUCUUUCUUAAAUGCACCACUUCUUACCAGCUAUAAUACAAUCGAUCCACUUGUGGAUCCUGUUCUUUGGACAUCUCUUGUUCCGGUCCUUCCUGCGGGGCUGUCUCGUGCGCCUGAGGUUCCAAAGACAGAAACCAGUUCCACCUAUACUUUUGCGCAGCCACCGGAAUGAUGAACUGAUUUCUUAUAUUUUCUACUGAAUGUGGCGGACUGAAGAGCAAGAAUAUGCUUAUUACACAAGUGGUUGGGCUGAUGAUCAUGCUGUAGGUACAGCAGCUGCAAGGAGCCAAGGACAUUGAGCGUACCACUCGGUUUGGAAUCUGGACUUCAGCAUAUCUUCGGCAGCUCAUAUUGCC